Messenger RNA from Penicillium griseofulvum, 4236 nucleotides. Its product is annotated as Cryptochrome/DNA photolyase, class 1. Lineage: Eukaryota; Fungi; Ascomycota; Eurotiomycetes; Eurotiales; Aspergillaceae. Gene Ontology annotation, molecular function: zinc ion binding; DNA binding. Bases 1 to 4236 code for a protein of 1411 amino acids. Gene Ontology annotation, biological process: DNA-templated transcription. The record is from RefSeq and is a predicted model, not a curated record. The transcript is spliced from 5 exons.
AUGCCAAAGAGAAAGGUCACCGAACCAACAUCUGAACAGCCCAAUGGCUCACACGCAAGUAAAAAGGGCUGCCCCGACUUGCACCAGCCGCACCCGAAUGCGAAGCAAACUGAGGACUUCGGUAUAGUCCUUCGCCAAUUCUAUCCGCCGGAGAUGAGCAACGAGCGCUGCCAAGCAUACACCAAUGGCGAGCUGGAACGUCCCAUUGAAGCGCUACAGAAGGCUUGCCGGGAAACCGCCGAAAAGCGCAAGUCAAUUGACGUGGGUGAUGCCGUGGUGCACUGGUUCAAGAGCGAUCUCCGGCUUCAUGACAACAGGGCACUAUAUGCAGCCUACCAAUUCGCAAAAGAGAAGCAGGUCCCAUUGAUCGGUCUCUACAUCGUGUCACCGGAAGAUUGGACUGCCCAUUUGACUAGUCCUGCUCGAGUGGACUUCACCCUGCGCAACUUGGGGCGACUGCAACAAGACCUAGCGGAGUUGGAUAUCCCUCUGCACAUGGAAACGCAGGAGAAAAGGAAGGCGAUCCCGAAACGGAUCGUGGAAUUGUGCCAAGAAUGGGGUGCGAACAGCCUAUAUGCGAAUAUCGAGUAUGAGGUAGACGAACUGCGCCGCGAAGCUAAGCUUGUUAGGCUCUGCGCAGAGAGCGAUAUCAAUUUCACUCCCACUCAUGAUACCUGUGUGGUCACUCCGGGCACCCUGGCUAGCCAACAAGGGAAACAAUAUGCUGUUUAUACUCCAUGGUAUCGCUCUUGGUUGGCAUUUCUCAAAGAGAACCCUGAGUAUCUCGAGGUCUCAGAGGAACCCGGGUCUAAUCCAGGGAAUGCGCGCCAACAACUGAAGGAAUUGUUCGACUGCAAGGUGCCAGCCGCACCAAAAACACAUACCUUGUCCGAUGAAGACCAGAAACGCCUUGAGGGGCUUUACCCAGCCGGCGAGCAUGAAGCUUUCCAGCGGCUGGAGAAUUUUCUUGAGGAGAAAGGUAAACAGUAUGAGGAGAUGCGGAGCAUGUUGCCUGGUGAGCACACUUCGGUGUUGAGUCCUUACUUUGCAUGCGGAGCGCUCAGCGCAAGGACUGCUGUCGUGGCAGCGAAGACAGCCAACAAAGGCCAUCUCGAUCGAUAUGACCCCGGUUACAUGACUUGGAUCAGCGAGUUGGCUUGGCGUGACUUUUACAAGCAUGUGUUGGUGAAUUGGCCCUUCAUCUGCAUGAACAAGUGCUUCAAGCCCGAACAUACCAACAUUGAAUGGGAGUACGACAAGGAGAAAUUUCAAGCAUGGUGCGAUGGCAAGACAGGCUUCCCGAUCGUCGACGCAGCAAUGCGGCAGCUACGUCACUGCGCGUGGAUGCACAAUCGCACGCGCAUGAUCGUCUCGUCGUUCCUUACCAAGGACUUGAUGAUUGAUUGGCGCCGUGGCGAGCGCUACUUCAUGGAGAACUUGAUUGAUGGCGAUUUCGCAUCCAACCAUGGAGGAUGGGGGUUUGGGUCCAGUACUGGUGUAGAUCCGCAGCCAUAUUUCCGCAUUUUCAACCCUCUCCGCCAGAGUGAGCAAUUCGACCCGGCGGGGGAUUACAUCCGCCACUGGGUGCCGGAGCUACGCGAUGUGUCAGGUAAAGCCACUCACGAGCCAUAUACGAGGGGAGCGGCGGCCAUUGCGCAGAAGAAUGGCUACCCUAAGCCCAUAGUAGAUCACGCCGAGAGUCGAAAUCGGGCGUUGGAGCGUUUCAAGAGUGUAGUUCAGAAAGGCUUCUUUUUCUUAUUUGAUCUCACCAAUGAUGUCCCGCAAUGGAGUCCCAGGGUGAUCAGCCGUCUCCAGACCCAGACUCGCUGGAGGUUGAAUUAUCAAACGGCAAGCGACGAUGGCGACGAAAUAGAGUCGCAUGUGACUCUUGCCACACUCGGCGUUUGCCAAUUUACCCGCGAGCGCCGGAAGCGAGGACGAAUUGCGAGAUCAAAGCCGAAUAAUCCGAAUGCGAAUGGCGAGGACGAGACAGCCCAGGAACCCAUCGAUCGGAAGCCACCCGACGGGGAACACAGUCGGGGAUCGCAGUCGCAGCAGGUGCUAUCGCCAGUGGAUAAUAAUUCCCCUGCGUCAACCUUCCAGCAGCGAUCGCCAGAAACAAAUGAGAUCAGCGCCAUCUCGGCGCCUAGUGUCGAAGGUCGUCGGUCUGCACCGGAUCGUCCACAACCGCAGCGGGCAGGGCCUGCUGCAAAUAUAACGGAGGAAUGGCUGUCAGCGGCACAUCUGUCUCCAGACUCGUAUGAACUGCUUGCAGGCACUGGCGGCAGCGAGCCGCCUUUGCCCCGGUUGAUGGAUAUUUGGAACCCGGUUGAUUUCGCUGGUCAUCAACCGACACAGCGGGCACCUCCUAUAUCUUCCAUGUCGGGGGUGAACCCCCCAAGACAGAGAAAACCGUCGGCUUCCACGCCAUUGAAAUACCCUGUGUUGGAACCUCUCAUGCCUUAUGUGGAAUCAAGCCUCCCGCGUCGACUGGUGUGCGAUCUGCUCGCACUCUACUUUACCAGUGCUUUUUCAACCCAUAUGCACCCUGUAUGCCAUCAUAUUCACUGUUAUGUCCUGCGAAAGACUUCUUUUCUAAGUGUCGACCGUCCCAGGCCCACUAGUCCUGCCUUGCUGGCAAGUAUGCUCUGGGUAGCUGCUGUGGACGAUCGGGCCUUCUCUUUAUCAAUCUCACCAUUACAACGGAGGAAGAUAUGCCAAUUUCUCUGUGCUUUGAUUAUUCGUUUACUGCGGCCACUGAUACAUGUCUCGUUCAAAGACCAAGAUUCAUCACCCGCUGAAAACCCGACCGCACACGACUUUUCAGCAGGGGCUCACCACCCGUUCGAAGGAGUCGGCGAUGACAAAGGACUGGUGGGCCCUGCUGGAUCUUUAGACGAUGUCAUUACCUAUAUCCAUGUGGCCUCGAUUAUCUCAUCUAGUGAACAGAAGGCUGCAAGUAUGAGAUGGUGGCAUGCAGCCUUUACAUUAGCUCGAGAGCUUAAAUUGAAUCAAGAGAUGGAAAUCACUCCUAAUAUCGACAGCCUAACUGACGGCUCAAGCCCGUCAUUCGGCUACGGUUUAGGUGGUUGGCCUGGUUCCCCGGGUGGGCUGGGUGUCGACUAUUCCAAUCCAUCACGCCCAAGUCUGAAUUGCGUGUGUGACAAGAAUCAUGAUUCGCAUAAUGCACCCAUUACAGAAGAGCAUCGCGAAGAGCGUCGCAGAACCUGGUGGCUGCUAUAUAUCAUGGAUCGCCAUCUCGCAUUAUGUUACAACCGUCCGCUGGCCCUACUCGAUGCCGAGAGUGAGGACCUGUUACUGCCACUGGAUGAAAGCUCCUGGCAAGCAGGUAUCAUCCACAGCAAUAGUCCUCGUCCAGAUGGGCCUCAAUGCCCUCGGUCGGGUGACCAAAACAAACGUCGCAUUUUCCCCAAUUUCAUUUGCCACGACCACUCUAUUCUUGGAUUUUUCCUCCCACUGAUGACGAUCACUGGGGAACUGAUCGAUCUAAACCAGGCGCGAAACCACCCUACUCUUGGCGUUAGGCUUCAAGGAAAAGAGGCGUGGGAGGUUCACGUGUCAGAAGUGCUACGGCAGCUCGAGGUCUACAAAGCUAGUCUGACAACUUUCGCGGCAGCGACGGCGGCAGACCCGGCGGCCUCAUCGACAAGUGCCUACACCAACAACCCAGAACCUGUCGAUCCGCAAUUGUCCCAGGCUUAUUCAUGGCAUACUCAAACUGUCAUUGCCUAUUCCUCCUACCUAACCCACGUCCUUCAUAUCCUGCUCGUGGGAAAAUGGGAUCCUGUCUCACUGAUCGAAGACAAAGAUUUCUGGACAUCUUCCCCGGCUUUUGCAUCGACCAUCUCGCACGCACUGGAAGCUGCUGAUUCGGUGCAACAAAUCCUCCGCUUCGAUCCUGAUAUUAGUUUCAUGCCCUACUUCUUCGGCAUCCAACUUUUACAAGGCAGUUUCCUUCUCCUACUUAUUGUAGAGCGCCUACAAAAGGAAGCGGGCGAGGGCAUUCUCAAUGCCUGCGAGACCAUGAUCCGAGCGACAGAAUCAUGUGUCGUCACCCUGAACACGGAGUACCAGCGCAGCUUCCGGCAAGUGAUGCGCUCUGCUGUGGCGCAGGCUAGGGGUCGCCCGGUAAAUCCGAGUGAAAUUCGGCACCGCCGAAAAGCGGUUCUGGCCCUUUACCGGUGGACACGAAAGGGGACAGGCUUAGCCCUGUAA